GCCAGGUAAAACCUAUCGAUGAUUCCUAUGUAUAUUUAUCCCCAUAUAUAUUCUCCAUCUUCUGGACCUGUGAUUGCGAUCUCACAUAAAUAAAGAAUCACAUACACCUUUGCUAAUAGUACAGUACGCACCUCGUAUAGCUCUGCAUGUGUUGAAUCCGUACAUAUAUAUGGAGCGAAGGCUUGACAAAGAGGGUAAAGGAGGAUCAGUAAUGCUGCAAAAGAAGUUGGCGGAGACGCGGCGGAAGUCGCAGCCGGUGCCGGACCUCAGCGACUUCAUGACGGACAUGUUUUUUGGGACAGUUGACAAGGACAAGAAAAGCUAUGACCUUACUGGUGGAGCCGGAGGGGGCAGUGUAUUGUCGGAAAACGACGACGAUGUUGGAUUUGACGACAGCACGAGAAGCAACAGCAGCAGGAUGACAGAGGAGUGGUUGGAAGAGGCGCGGCACGUGGUGGCGGCGUCUCCAACACGAUGCGACUCACCUCGUCGUCUUGUUGGAUCCCCAAGGUUUGCGGCCACUGCACAAGGAACGCCACCGGCGGCUUUUCGGUUUUUAGAUAGAAGAGACCCUCUUUCCAGGUCCGCCAGAAGGAACAGAGCAGGGGAAGGGUUCGGUGGGGAGAUCCUCUCGAAAACAGCUAAACACAGCCGAAACAAAUCCGACACGUUAUUCACUACCAAACCCUCCUCCUCGUUUGAGGAUGAUGGAUCCCCUGCUACGGCGGUCCACAGGUGGUUCUCCAACAUCCUCAAACCCUCCAAUCCUACCAUAUCUUCAGACCCUUGUUCCGCCCCCGAACCCAGCAGAUCAUCCUCCCCUUUCCCGCCUCGUCGUUCCUUCCACCGCAAGUCUCGAUUCCAGACCGACCCUUCUGUUCCUCCCCCACAGGCUGACCAAGUCCUUUCCCGCCGGACCUUUAGGACUUUCGCGCCUUCGCCGGAGCCUUCUACUCUCUCACCGCCCAAGAAUGUCGUCGAACCUGCCGUCGGCCGGACGUUCUCCUCGCCGAACUCUUUGCCACUGUCUCCCCCCAGAAAUCCUGUCCAGUCGGCUCACCGGAGAAUGUUGUUGUCGUCCACCUGUUCGCUGGAGAAAAUUGCGCCCGGGACGGAUGCUUAUGGACGGUCCAAGAAGGGAGAGAGAACCGUAGAUCAUUCUCUCAAUCGUUUUCUUGAAGAGCAGCGGAUUUUAAUUCAGAAAGUGAUGAACAUGGAGCUCAAUGCAAAGACCACAAUUGUGCUCUCUGGGCCUUCUAACAGUAUAGCAUCAAUGGUGGCUGCCAUAUGUUAUGCCUGGCUGUUGUGGUAUAGGCAAAGGGAGAAAGAUGAUGGAGGAGACAAUGUGGUAGUUCCUGUUAUGAAUGUGAGGCGAAGUUCCAUGUUGAAGCUAAGGCAGGCUGCUUGGCUCUUUUUCCAUGCUGGCCUUGACGCUACCUCAUUGCUUUUUGCUGACGAGGUGGACUUGGAAGACCGUAUGGUGUCUGGUCGACUGACCAUCCAUGUGGUUGGACAAGAUAUCCUAAGUGCUACUGGCGAGGUUGGGUCUAUGUGUACCAUUCUUACUGAUAAUUAUUGUGAAGAUGCCUAUGAUCUACUUCGAGACCCUGUGCUGCAGAACCUUCUGCUUUCUGGCAUUCUGCUGGACACUCAGAAUCUGAAGGCAUCAGCUUCAUCAUCUAUGACAAGAGAUUCAGAAGCUGUCCAGUUGUUACUGGUUGGCUCAGCCCCAAACUACAGAUUUACUUUAUUUGAUCAACUGAUGCAAGAUCAAAACGCUUGUUCUUUUAUUGAAGCGUUACACCAGAACUACGGGAAACCUUCCGAUGGAAAUCAUUCCUUGCGGAGUUCCUGUGCUUUUACAGGUGAUCAAGAUUGUGAAGGAAACACAGAGCAAAGAGUUCGAGAGAGGAAGUUGGCCAUUGUAUCCGAUCAUGAAGUGGUCAUACCUAAUCCAGAAAAGAAUUCUACUGAUACAAGAGGUGCCACAACUAACAAGGUUUCUCCACAACCAGCCAAACUUAUUUCGCCACCUGUGGAAUCACCUACCCCUGCACCAGCACGCACAGAGAAGGAAGCUUCCCGUGAAAAGAGCAAAUUCUUCCUGGCAAGGUGGUUUGGUUUUGGUUCAAAAUGAGCAGACUUCCUCCUUCGUUUUGUUUAUAUUGACUCAAAAUUUUCAUAGUAGAACAGAAAUCAAGUUAGAAGUGUAUAUAUGAAUUUUUACUUGGAUGCUUGGUAUAUGGACACUACUAGGCAAGCGUGUACAUAUCAGUGUAAAAGUUCCUUUCUUUCUUCAUUUUUUUCUCUCCAAAUUAUUCAUUACUUUCAUACUCAUCAAUAAUAAUGCCAUUUACUUUGGAUUCUUUGAA
Molecule: messenger RNA, 2372 nt
Organism: Neltuma alba
Lineage: Eukaryota; Viridiplantae; Streptophyta; Magnoliopsida; Fabales; Fabaceae
Exons: 9
Coding region: 170-2137 (655 amino acids)
Cellular component (GO): cytoplasm
Molecular function (GO): exopolyphosphatase activity
Source: RefSeq, a predicted model, not a curated record